Molecule: messenger RNA, 10723 nt
Organism: Cynoglossus semilaevis (tongue sole)
Lineage: Eukaryota; Metazoa; Chordata; Actinopteri; Pleuronectiformes; Cynoglossidae
Gene: chrm4a
Product: cholinergic receptor, muscarinic 4a
Exons: 7
Coding region: 1378-2997 (539 amino acids)
Biological process (GO): adenylate cyclase-inhibiting G protein-coupled acetylcholine receptor signaling pathway; chemical synaptic transmission; G protein-coupled receptor signaling pathway, coupled to cyclic nucleotide second messenger
Cellular component (GO): synapse; plasma membrane; dendrite
Molecular function (GO): G protein-coupled serotonin receptor activity; G protein-coupled acetylcholine receptor activity
Source: RefSeq, a predicted model, not a curated record
UUUCUUUUUAAUUAAACAAGGUUUGCAAAAAGUAAGUAAUAAAACUAUAGUAUUCUAGAUGAUCAUGACUUCAGGAAGACUGUUUGUGGAUCAGUGUUAAUGCAGUAAGCAGCUGGUUGAACCAGGAGUAAUCUGUUCAACAAAGUCACUGCUCCAACCUGGAUCUUCCUCUCUCACCUCUCACCUGUCUCUCUUUCUCUCUGUUUUCACAACUCUCCCCAGAAUCCUUCCACCUUUUCUCUGCCAUUUCCAUCUCUCCCUCUCACCCCCCCCUUUCUCUCUCUCUCGCUGUCACUUCUAGUUCUUUCUUUCUCUCCUUGUGUCUCUUAUUUUUCCAUUUCCUCCCAUCUUCUUUUUCACUCUCUAUCUCUCCUCAAUCUACGCUUUUUUUCUCCCUCUCUCUUGACUCUCCUAGCACAUUCCUCUCUUAUUCUCUUUCACCCUUCUCCAACUUUUCUUCCCCCUUUGAUCUCUUUCAUGUCUCCUGUCUCCAUCCUCCUUUUGUCUUCUUCUGUGUUUUUCUCCUCACCCUUUUCCAUUUUUUCAAUUACUCCUCUCUCCCAUCUUUGAAUACAUCACCCAUUCCUCUCUAUUUUCCUCCGCUUCCUGAUUUUCCUCUCAUCUUCUUGUUAACAUUCUUUCUCCCCAACUCCUUAUCUCCCUUAUAUACCCCUCUCUCUCACCCUCUCACCCGUCCUUUUAUACAACCAUCCCAUUCCUGUCUCUUUUCUUCAUCACAUUCCUCCCUUAUUCCUCUCUGCCAUUCUUUAUCCCUCACUUUCUUUCCCUCUUUCUGUCACCUUUCUUUCUCGCUCAACCUUCCUCGCUCUUUUACCAGAACCUUUCUCCUCCACCCCUCUUCUGCUUUACCCAUCUCCCGCUUUCUCUCUCUUUCUCUCUCCCCCUCUCCCUCUCCUCGUCUCUCUCCCUCUUGCAUCGUGUGUGUGUGUGUGUCUUCUGGUGCGCUCCUGUGUUGCGCUCCGUCUGACUGAAGCGGAGGUUGGAUCAGAGGAGCGCGCUCCGUAGGUGCACAGGAGAAAACGCACUCUCGACACUGAGCUGGCCAAACUGACCCCAUUCAUGGAAACAUCGAUUAGGAAAAAAUGGUAAAUAACAAGUGGGGAAACGGAUGAGAAAUUAGGAGAGAAAAGGAAUCAUCCUUUCCCCGACAUUUGCUCCUCAUCCGUGGAGGAGGAGAAACUACACACGGGGAGGGAAACUGGUCCCACUGCUCCUGCUGCUGGGAAAAGUUGGAAAGUGAAGGAGAAAAAAGCCGCAGGGGAGUAAAGGAGCCUCGGGUCUUUCACUGCCACUGCUGCUGCCACCGCUCCUGCUGCUGCUGCUCCUGCUGUCGCUCCUGCCGCUGAACCAUGCACCAUGACUAACCAAACUCAAGGAAUUGCGGGGUUUGAACCCCUGUGGAACUUGAGCGGGUCCUCACUCAACCACUCAGCGGACUUGUUCCCUAAUGCCACAUGCAAUGUGUCCACUAACGAUUCCACAUCCUGUUCCACUCUGGACGAUGGAACCAAACCAGGAAGUCCAUAUAAAGCUCUGGAAAUGUUCUUUAUCGCAUUGGUGACUGGAUCUUUGAGCUUUGUGACUGUGACAGGAAAUAUUCUGGUCAUGCUCUCCAUCAAAGUAAACCGACACCUGCAGACUGUCAACAACUACUUCUUGUUUUCUUUAGCAUGUGCUGAUCUGAUCAUUGGUGUUUUCAGUAUGAAUCUGUACACUGUCUACAUCAUCGUUGGCUACUGGCCCCUGGGGCCAGUGAUUUGCGACCUGUGGCUAGCUUUAGAUUAUGUUGUGUCAAAUGCUUCGGUGAUGAAUCUGCUGAUCAUUAGCUUUGAUCGAUACUUCUGUGUCACCAAACCCCUGACGUAUCCAACAAGACGGACCACCAAGAUGGCAGGGUUGAUGAUUGCAGCGGCGUGGAUCCUGUCCUUUAUCCUGUGGGCUCCUGCCAUCCUCUUUUGGCAGUUCAUUGUUGGAGAACGAACAGUGCCCCCUGGAGAGUGUUAUAUACAGUUCCUCUCCAACCCUGCAGUGACAUUUGGGACAGCCAUAGCGGCAUUCUACCUUCCUGUCAUUAUUAUGACUGUCCUGUACAUCCACAUCUCCCUGGCCUCAAGGAGCAGGGUCUCCAAACACAAGCCUGAGAAGAAAGAAAAUAAAGGACUAAAAGCUCCUAACAUGAUGAAGAGCCACUUGUUAAAACAAAACAACAACAAUGAAAGCAGCCCUCAGGCCAGUCCACGCUGUACACCCAACCCCAGUCUGGACUCCACAGCCACGGUGGUGGAGGCUGUAAAGAAUGGUCAAGUGGAAGAAACCAAACCUCCUGAAACCCAGCCCCCAGCUCAGCAUCAGCCCAGUCCAGGACUGGCACAGGAGGAGAAGGAGAGCUCCAAUGACUCGUCGACAGCUUUUAUUCCUCCCACAGAACCAAAGGACAACAAUAAUCAAGUCGUGUCAGAGGCUGCCACAAAUCACAGCCCAGUUGCCACGACGACCAGCAGUCUAAAUGUGCCCAAAAUCAACCCUAACUCUCGGUGGUCCAAGAUUAAGAUAGUGACCAAGCAGAGUGGGGACGAAUGCAUCACAGCCAUAGAGAUAGUACCGCCUGUUGAGGGCGCCGAAAGGCACUCUAUCCCCAUCUGCCGCCCUCGCACCGUGGCAAGGAAGUUCGCCAGCAUUGCCAGGAGUCAGAUGAAGAGGAAGAGACAGAUGGCUGCCAGAGAGAAAAAGGUGACCAAGACAAUCUUCGCCAUCCUGUUGGCCUUCAUCCUCACAUGGACACCUUACAACGUCAUGGUGUUGAUCUCCACCUUCUGCCAGUCCUGCGUACCGGACACAGUGUGGGCCAUCGGCUACUGGCUGUGCUACGUAAACUCCACAAUCAAUCCGGCCUGUUACGCUCUGUGCAACGCCACAUUCAAGAAGACUUUCAAGAACCUGCUGCUGUGUCAGUAUAAAAAUAUAGGUACAAGAUGAGAUGGGUGGAGGAGACAAGAGGGAGGGUAGAAUAUGGGUGAAAAAGAAAUGCUGCUCAUGAGGUGAGUGAAAGAGAGCUGAGAAGAGAAAUGGAAAGCAGGGUUUAGUUUCUCAUUAGAAUAGGCCUCUGUUUGCAGGAAAUGAGAGGAUCUUUUUUUUCGCCCCGCAAAUGAGUGACAUUCGCCCCAGUUGUUUCAGAUACUUGACACGGAAAAGAACGAAAGCAAAGAGCAGGGAUUGGAAUUGCUGCUCCAAUUCCUCAAUGCAGGAACAAAGCACAUGGUGGAUGGCAAGGUGAAAUAAUUGCAGCAGUAGGUUGUUAUGGUCAGAAAUUAUAGUAGGGAAUAAAUAGGGAGUGUAAAACAUGUUUAGAUCGUUGGAUUGAUGUGUUUGAAUGACAGGUCUAAUGACUGGAUACUGCAGAGUAGAUGCUGGUUGAAAACAUACAUCUAAGGAAAUGUAUGUGUGAAUGGAUGUUGGGAUGAAUGAUAAGGCAUGAUUUAAAAAUCAUAUCAUACACACACACACACAAUUAUAUGGGGGAAAAAACGUGUUUUUAAACGUACUGAAACCCAUUCAGCACCACAGUUUAAAUUUGUAAAUUCAUUUCAUCUAUUAUCCUUUGUUGAGUAACAUCUGUAGCUGUUCGUACUUUCUAAAAUGUGCCUGUACAUACAGAGACUGAAGGUCAAAUAUUGACAACAGUGGUAGAAAAAGCAAUCUUAAAGGCUUAAAGUUCUGUUAACUGUAGAAAAGAGGAACACGUUCCUGCCACAAAGUUUGUGUAUUUGUAGCUCAGUUUACCUGGAAGCAGACAGGCAACAGUGAUAUUAAUGCCUUGCAUUUUUAAAAAGUAUAACAAUCGUGCAAGAAAAUAAAAUGACAUCAGUUGAAAUUAUAGUGACAAAGAUAUUCAUUUUAACUCAAUGAUUCCCAUGUUACUAAUUGAUUUAAAGUCUUUCUUUCUUCAACGGCACUGAAUCACUUUACAGUUCAAUUGGACAAUGACAGGAAUAUUUUUAGUCAGGUGUUGGAGGUCUCUUGCUGGUGCAGCUACAUUUUGUAUCCACUCUUUUAACAUAUUCUCAGCCACGUUUGCUAAGUCUGACUUUUAUGAGGUUCUGCUGUGUACUGAGAUUUGUUUUUCUGUUAAUUGGUUUAAAAGUACCGAUUUCCCCCAGACUGUGUUUUGUGAUCUUGUUGAGGAAGUCUUGCUUACUUAUGCUUUCUUGUGUUUGGCAUGUCUUGCUCCUGUAAACAGAAAUGCCUAGUUUGUUUGCUUACAGAAUCUUAUGAUGCGCCACCUCUGAUUGUCUAGAACUUGUUGCCUUGUUAGGUUUGGUUGGUCAGUCUCCUUGUGUUGCCUUCUCUUCUCCCCUCAUCCAGUGAACACAGAUAACACUGUGUGUUACCUGUCCCACAACAUAUUUGUGGGACCAUUGAGUAAAUAAUUGUGCCCAUUACUAAGCAGCCAUAGGACUCCCAUAGGACACAUAUGAUGCAUAGCAAGACAAAUCUGCUUAUUGAAAAUCUUUUUUUUUUUUUUUUUUUUUAGUGCAGGAACUAAGUGGGCCAAAUAUGUAAACCUUAAAACAAGCUAUGGGUAAAGAUGUUAAUGAAAGACUGGAAUCUGUCUCAAGUGAGGGAUGAUUCAGUGAGGAUUGAUUCAAAACCAUGGGAAGAUGUUGUUCAGUAAAAGUAUAAUUGGUGUUUCUGACUAUUAGUAAUUAUUGCUAAGCAAAUCAAUCGAUUAAUCGACACCGUCUAUCCUUCAUGGUGAGGCGGCAGGGGUACUGGUGGAUAGGUCAAUUGUUUCGCAGCAUGUUUUUGUUGAGCUAACGCUUGUUCCUCUCACCCAUGAUCACAGUUUCUUGUGUUUCUUGUUUCUUAAGAAAACAGAUACAAAUUAUUUUAAUUGGAAGCUAAUGAAAGAAUCCCAUGCUAGUUGUCCUAGCCUAGCAACUUGCAUUCACUGCUGCCUAGUUUUUAUUAUCUACAUAAGAAAUUAAAUCAGGUUCAUGCAGUUUCACAGAAAUUGUCAAGUCUGGUCUUCACAUUGGCUAAUUAACUAUGAAAAUCAGAUAUCUGUCGCUGAUAGUCACCACAACCCCAGACUAAUAAGAUUACAAUCACACAAGGACAAAAAUCAAAGCAAAGAACAUGUGAAGCAGAAGGUUAGAAUAAUGGUAAUGUGGUGUCAUCAGCUUUUGGAGAGCAAAAAGCUGAUGUCUGUCUCACAUAAAAUGGUAAAUUUUAUGUGAGACAGACAGAGAUAGAAUGAUGUGACUGGCAGAAAAAAAACAUGUGCAGUUAUGUGGCUUGACAUUAUUCUACAUCCAAAUGGCAGGUGGUGGGGGACAAGUAUAUAAAAGUGGACAGCAUGAACUCGUUAACUGGUACAAAACUAACAUUUUUGCCCCUGCACCUGUCUGCUAUGGUGAGGGACAACUUUGGCCACCAAUUAAAACCAGUAUAAUCAGUACAGCCAGAGCGGCUCAUUCAUAGUCGUCCACCUAUUAAAUUCUGGUAUACUAAUGACCAUUCUUUAGCUGCAGAGACACAGACCAGACAGAGACAAUGGUUUUACACCGAACCCAUUGUCUGUGUCUUAGUGGUGAUUUGAGGGAAGCCAGAUUCAAAUAAUUUAAGAGAAAAGAAAAAAACCUACUGUAAGGGCACAUUUAAAAAAGUUAUGCCAAAAUUAGAAGUCAUAUAAAAAGUAGCCAAGAAUUACAGCAGAAACAAACAUUUUAAUUAGCCAACAACACAGAAAUUAGCUUUAUGCUAACUCUAUGUGCAAAUAUAGUAGCACAUUAGUUCAUAACCCAGAAACUAUACUAUCUUCUUAAUAUACACACACACACACACACACACACGUCUGUCCUAGACUUUCUGUUCCUACAGCGUCUUCCAUGUAUAGCUCAGCUCGCCAAACUCUGAGGGUCAAGGAUGUUGUAGACUAAGGGGCCCUGUAUUUAUAUAUGAAGCUAUCUAGAGUCAUAAUAGCCCAACAAUCACUAAAACAGCAUUUAAAGCAAGGCUAAAAAUAGUCAAAGAAACAAAGUAAAGUGAAUGUCGAAACUCUGAAUUCUGGCUUUAGGUUGGCAAAAGAUGUAGAAUACUCAACAGCUACUCAAAAUCAUAAAUAAUCCAAUAGAAACUAUCAAUUUAUGCCAGAGUCAGCUAUGGGUUACAGAAUUCAAAAAUAGAAUUAGGUUAACUAGAAGUUCACUAAAUGUAUAGCUAACUCUAAACAGAAAAACACACACUUUCUUAAUGUUAAUUUCUUCUAAUUAGAUAAAAGAACCCAUAAAAUAAGAAGGUAUUAGAUAAGGAAUUGUGAUAUCAACCAAAUAAAGCAGGUUUGAGUUAGCUGAAAUGUAUUAACACAUUGUGUUGACAUAUUAGUUCAUUUAAAAACACCAAAAUGUAACUCAAUAAAUGACAAAUCUUUAAUUAAGCUGGAAUGUCAGUGUGCACCUGCAGCAGCGUUAAUCAUACAGCUCAGUAUUAAAGAUUCAAACUACUGGAACAUUUUAAAUAUUCUCCAAAGUUAAGAAUGAGCAGAAACAUUUUCCAAGGCCGACUGGAAUGACAACCUUUUUUUCUUUGCUGCACAGCUGCUCAUUAACUGCAGAAGAAUAGUCCUGCCGACUGUCACCGUUUUUUCAGGUUCAGGUUCUGCACAUUUCACAAUCGCUCUCGUUAUCCUGGAGAUACUUUUUACCUUUUUCCUUCUUGUGUUGUGCAAGAAAGACACAGAUAGUAAAUAGUAAAAGUUUACAGUAACAGUAAAAACAGCUUGACUUGUUUUUAAGCAGUGUCGGUAAGAUGUCCUUUAAAACAUGGUCCCAUUGCUUUAAAAACAGUCUCUGUUUGGGUUUUAUAAUACUGUAUGUCACAGUUACUAAAGAGAAAAUAUUGGCAUGGAAACUGAAAAGGAAAAAAGGAAAAUAAAAAGAUUGUAAAAGUUCAAGCUGUAUCAUAUUGUAUAUACAUAUAGAAUAAUUGAUUGCUAUGUAAUCAUAACAUCAGUGACUUUAAGUGUUUUAAGGUCCUUGCAGUAAAUACACGCAGUGGUCACCAUAUGAAGUAGACUUGUUGUAUAGACAUAGUCAGGACAAACUUGUAUUGUUCAGAAGCAGAAACAGAAAGAAAGGUGACUAAAGUGACUUAUGAUGAGUGUUGUUGAUUAAACCCUGAAGUUAUACAACCGUUGCUUAGAAAAUUAUUUUGUUAAAAACAAAGAGAUCAGGAGAGCAUCUCCUUACAGACCACACAGAAGCCGUGUGGGAUUUACUAGAUCCCAUGCGUCUUAUGAGAGAGAAUCAGACAGUAGCACUAAGCUGAAGUCUGUGCAGUUGCAUCAUGUGAUAUCUGUGUGCAACACAGACCAGACCGCUGAAAAAGUCCACAGCAUGUGAAAAAGUAUUGCUUGCAAAAUAAAGCAAAUCAGUGAUGAAAUAUAGACAAAACCAGAGCUUUAGCUCCAGAAAAUAAACAUUUAGUGCCCAUCUUUGAUUUCAACUUGAGAGUGUCUGGAAAAACAAGCUACAGCGUUGAAUUGUCAGUUGAUGGGUGUGAGGGGUAUAGCUAAAAGGUCACUCAAAAUUAAUUUAAUCGAAGUGGUCAAAAAGUUAAAAGAGUAGAUACAGGAUAUCCAAGAAAUAUUGUAAGUGAAGGGGCUAAGCAUUAGCCAAAUCAUUUUUCAAAUAAAAAUGUAGAUUAGGUUACAUUUUGGGGAGAGGGUAUUGAUUAGGAGUUAAGCAACAUCUUAAAGAAAAUCAAAAAUACAUCUAGGUAUCGGAAGAUAUAUAACUAAAAACACAAACCAAAACCGUCAGAGUUAGCCUCAAUUGUUUAGGAUUUGAAGAAACUAUAGGAAAAUAAAGUUAGCUCAUAAACAGGUCAAUAUCACUAAAAGGUACCGUUGUCUUCAUCAAAAUCACUCAAUCAUCAGGAAUAUUUUAUUAAAUAGGACUAAGUGUAAAAACUUCAGAUAUGUGGACACCUGUCAGCAGAUGGGAACCAAAUAGUUUAAGUAUUUUUAAUUCCUUUGUAAUAUAAAUGUAUUUAUUCUACUUUGACUUUAUGGACUCGCUUGUAUAUUACCUGCUUAUGGCAAAUAUUUUGAAAAAAAUUCUUAACAGUCUGUGGUCUACUUAAUAGAAUGAAUAUAUAUAAAGUUAGAAAGUAAAGUGGAAAAUCUGGAAAGUCUCAAAGUCACCUUAAAGGCUAUUGUACCAAGUACCAAGUAGCUGUUAAUUAGGAAGAGAUAAGCUGCAUUGAAUUGUACAGGACAAAUUAAAGGUACGAAGAUGUGAAAGAGAUAGAAGUAGGUCAGUAUUGUUAGCUUAGAAAUUCUUUUUAAUAAAUGGUGGAACAAAAUUAUAGUUUAUAAUCGAGAUAGUGGAACAGACAUGGUACAGUUGGCCUGGCUGACCAAUGUACUGUUCCUGCCUUAGUGUGUUUUUGUAGAUGUAGCCCCACUGUUGGUGCUAUAUCAUUAAAUACGUCCAUCAAGUGCAGACUCGAGGCCUGUCAUUCUGGAAUUCUCCAGUUAAAGAUAGUGGUAUCUGCAUGUGGGUUUUAAUUAGUUCUGCUGCUGACAGCUUAAAUCAUCUGCCAGCAGCCGGUUUUCACAGCAGUUGGGACUUAGGCUGCAGCGGCGAGACAAUUGUCUAAUUGCAACUUGAACUAUUAUUGUGUUUGAUGAGGGCAUUCAAGCAUGACAAAAGUUUCACCACUGGGAGGGAAAAAUAUUCAUUCUCAUAUAUCUACGAAUGGUUGUUUUCUUUACUUAUUUUCUUACCCUAACGAUUGCCUUACUGUAGACUAGGGUAGGUUUUAUCACGUCUGACUGAAUCACCGCUUUGCUCCAGGAUUACAAGACUCACAGUUAUUGUAAACUUCAUGCAGACACAGCUGAGUUUAUGUUCAAGCCAUCCAUUGUACCAUUUACCAUUUUCCUACUCAGUUACUUCUUCCCCUACUCUAUCUGCCCACAAAGACCAAGCCUGCACUAAUGACCCUGGACCCGAUUUAUUUUCACAUAUUACCUGCAUCCCUACAUAAAUUCUGUCCUUUCUUCCCAACGCCCAAUGUUAGCUAGCUACCUACCCACCUUGUGAUCUACAUUAUAACCAUCCUUACCUCCUCAUCUUCUCUUCAUCUUUCCUUGUUCUCUUAACCCUGUUACCCUGCCUUAGUGUUUAUCAUACAAAAGCCUACCCACUUAAAUACUUUCAUAUCACCUACACUCUGACCUACAAACAUCUACCUGUAUACAGUACAUGUACUUAACUUUUUUUAACCUAACUACAGUACCUUCCUUGACUAUUUACUGCCCUUAAAUACCUAUAAUAUACCUACCUAAGUAUCCACACAACUCACAUUGUUACUACCUAUCUCCCUUACCGAGUUGCCUAAUCAGUUGCAUAAUUCACGAUUUCCUUCUUUCGUGCCUACCCAUCAACUCCAAAGGGAUCCAUGCGAUGUCACUGCAAGAUUACAACUAGGGAUGGGAAUUGUUCAAAAAAUUGACCAAUUCCAUUUCUAUUAUCAAUGCCACUAAUUGAUACAUUUCUUUAUCGAUUGUGUUAUUAACUCUGUGAUUGAUAGACAGAAUGUGAAAGAUGACACAUUGAUCCUACAUUAAUUUUAUGGUGUGCAUAUCUGCAUGCUCGAGGAACCAACUUUUAGUUUUAUCUUCACUUUCUACCAACAUAUCAACCUAUUUACUGUAUAUGAAUUUCACUAUUACUAUUGGACUUUCAUCUCCCUUGUUCCGAUCUACUUUCUCUACCUAUGGUUUUACUAACCUAGUUUGCUUAUCUACCUUGAAGGAAAUAAUAAUUAGUUAGUUUGCCUUAAACUCUAAAGUAUUGAUCUACACAUUUUUUAUUUUUGCCAAAGAAACUUUAAUCUUCUCAGAUCAAAACAGUCAGCUGCUAUGUUUGCAGUAGUGUGAUGUAUGCAUUCAAUAAUUUAGCACAACUCUCUAUGGAUGCCAUAGAAACCUAAAGGACCCUUGAUGCGACAUAUAAUAAUAUCUCAGUGAAGGGUGGCCAAUAAAAUGAUAUGUGCUACUGCAUCGUUAUGACUUUGCAUAUAUUGGAAUUUAGAAAUUAGGCACCUUCACAGACUCACCUUUAUAGACCCUGUAAUAAUCCCAAGAUGGACAAAACAGAGGAGCGGCAGUGUUUUCAUAACUCAUAGUCUUGUGCUUCUUAUAUUCAGUCAUCCAUAAGGCAAAAUAAAUAACAUAGCUGAAGAGAAAAAAAAGAGGAAGAGAAACCUUUAUUCCACCAUUAUAGUUUAUGUAAUAAAAAAAGGACAUAGGUAUGUAAGUAGUAAUGGGAAAAGUAGCUUAUUAGAAAUAGGGCACGGCAGCCUGAAUGACUGUCAUCAUGCAUGUAUCUCUGCAACCAAGCAUCAAGGUGAACUUUCAAGGAUGAAACUCCACCUUGAUGUUCCAUGUAAGUAAGUACUGUAGGUUCCUUGGAGCCACGAAUCCCUGCAGUUUGUACUGCUGCAUCAUAACUUUGUACCUCUUGUACACACUUUGCAUCUUUGUAACAUUGCGUCCUUGGGAAUUUCAAUUUCUGCAUCUUGGCAAGUUAAUGACCUUGCAUCCUUGUGUGCUUGUAACCUUGUGUACUUUGUGUCCUUUGCUUUAUGGCAUCCUUGCACGGUUUUGUUAGUGCUUCCAUGCACCCUUGGAACU